UCGAACGGACCAGUGCAGUGAUGAUGUUCCGCGCAGUGUUAGCUAUCGGUUUGGCCGCCAUCGCGGUGCAGGCCGAUUCCGACUUCGAAACAUGGCAAAAGGUAAACAGCCUGAUGCCCCGUGGACUGGAAUCGAUGCCGGAGACCCCGGGAACCGGAUUCAUCGUCGGAGGUCUGGAUGCGUCGAUUGCCGAUUUUCCCUACAUGUUGUCACUCCGUUUAAACGGAUCGCACAUGUGCGGUGCUUCGGUGAUUUCUGAGGAAUGGGUCCUGACGGCGGCCCAUUGCACUUUUGCUUUUUUGAACCGGGAAGAACUGACGCUUCAGGGUGGAACCCACAAUCGAUCGGAUGGAGGAGUGAUUUUCACUAUUGCUGAGGUUGUGGAACAUCCGUUGUGGGAUCUGAACACGAUUACUUUUGAUGUAGCCGUUAUUAGGACGGUGGAACCUCUGGUCGGUCACUAUUACAUCCGACCAGUUGCUCUGGAUCCGGUGGGAACGGAACAUCCGGCUGGCAGCCGAGCUGUUAUUUCCGGUUGGGGUCGAACAACAGUUGAGUACUUCGAGAUCCCUGAAAUCUUACAAAAAUUGAGCAAGCCUAUCAUCGAUCAGGAGCUGUGCGAUUAUCUCUGGGGUGGAUUCGUUCAGGAUGAUAUGCUUUGUGCCGGGCUGGAGCUGGGUCAUGAUGCCUGUAACAUGGACAGCGGUGGCCCGAUGGUCGUCAAUGGCGUUCAGAUUGGAGUCGUUUCCUGGGGUAACAGCCAGUGUGCUGGAAACUAUCCCGGGGUCUAUGCUCGUGUUGCCUUCCCCGGAAUCCGUAACUGGAUCACUGAAGUCACUGGAAUUUGAAUUUAUCGUUAGUUAGCUUUUGAAUAAACGAUAAUAAAGUUCUGAUG
This is a messenger RNA of Uranotaenia lowii, 895 nucleotides long. RefSeq names its product trypsin-7-like. Gene Ontology annotation, molecular function: serine-type endopeptidase activity. Gene Ontology annotation, biological process: proteolysis. The coding region runs from base 21 to 848 and encodes 275 amino acids. NCBI's taxonomy places the organism in Eukaryota, Metazoa, Arthropoda, Insecta, Diptera, Culicidae. The transcript is spliced from 3 exons. The record is from RefSeq and is a predicted model, not a curated record.